AUGGGAAACAAGGAAAGCUUACGUGAGCACUUGGAAGUGUCCCGGAGGACCAUACCUAUUCGGAAGUACGAAAGAACUAAUUGUACUGAUGAAUCUUCUGCUUCUCUAAUAGGAGGUUCUCCACAUGAGCAUGCGGUCGGAACUACGGUAACCUCAACAAAAAUAUACGGAGCAAAGGCUACAAUGAGUGUGUGGGAUCCAACCGUAGAAAGAAGAGAUGAGUUGGGAAGUUACAACAAAAACAAUCUUAAUAGCAUUGAAGUUCGUUGGCAGGUUUUGCCAAAUUUAUAUCAAGACAGUAAACCAAGACUAUUCAUCUUUUGGACUGUAAGUAACUAA
Molecule: messenger RNA, 339 nt
Organism: Arabidopsis lyrata subsp. lyrata
Lineage: Eukaryota; Viridiplantae; Streptophyta; Magnoliopsida; Brassicales; Brassicaceae
Source: RefSeq, a predicted model, not a curated record